This is a messenger RNA of Daldinia loculata, 477 nucleotides long. RefSeq lists its product as uncharacterized. NCBI's taxonomy places the organism in Eukaryota, Fungi, Ascomycota, Sordariomycetes, Xylariales, Hypoxylaceae. The coding region runs from base 137 to 376 and encodes 79 amino acids. The transcript has a single exon. The record is from RefSeq and is a predicted model, not a curated record.
CAUCCCGAUUGCCUAACAUACAUAAUUCUCCGUGCUGGCACCUCUACGGGGAUGGUGUGGGGUUCGGCAGGUUGCACGCGUUAAGUUCGCGUACGCCGGGUGUAAUGCGAAAAAUGAGGGAUAUUGUGACGAUUGCAUGACUGACUGUAGAGCAUUACUCGUUAUGUCGUUGAUGGUUGGAUUCGGAGGGAGAUGGAAAACGGAUGAAUGGAUGAUAUACCGCGCCCGUAUGGUUUACGAUCGACGGUGGAUAAGCCGUUAUAUCUUGAGCGUUUUUCGUUUACGUCGGCGGCGGUCGUCGUAUUCUGCGUUUAAUAAUAAAUUCUGUGACCAAACUGUCAUCCCAUAUUCUCAUCAAUUUUUAAUUGUGCGCUGAAGUGUCUAAUCUGUCUAUUAUCUGGCUAUAGUUCUAGCGGUCGUGUUUAUUACGGGUCUUCCUCAUUGCCUGAUGUUGCAACCGUCUUUUCUCACAGCCUG